AUGGCCUCGAUGCCCGACAUAGAAGAAUGGCUGGAGAACGCCAACGAGGCCCUCGCGGUGAGCCUCGUGUCGCCGUCGUCGUCUGGACUCAGGUCCGUCGCAACAUUCCAUCCCAAGUUCACAUACGCAAUCUUCGGCGACGACGAGAAAAUCUUCGGAUACAAGGAUCUGAAGGUCGGCCUGCGCUUCCGCGCCAACGACAUGCGCCCGCAUCUCCACACUUCGUAUAGCAAGAAGUUGAAGCCUCCCGCUGGCGUUGACGAGCCCACCGAUGUGGCAGCUGUGUUGGCAGAGGGUGGCCAUUUGCCAAAAGUCGCCUUUGUCAAAGGAUCCGAUUUUGAGAACAGCUCGAAGCAGCUUGGCGACAACUGGACGCCUCCCGGAACCCUUCACGCGACCAUCGACGGCACCGACGGCCGCUACGAGAUCUGGAAAGGCAGUCUCGCAGAUCCCGCCAUCAAGCAGCUCAACAGCCGCGUCCAGAUCCUAGUCCCGCUGUUCAUCGAGGGAGGAACCUACAUCGGGCAGAGCGCAGACUCGGACUCGUCCGAACUAGAUCUCUCCGACGCCGACCGCUGGACAGUCUUUUUCCUCUACAAGACGCAAACAUCAUCCGAGGACCCUGAAAAGACGUCGUAUGUCUUUGUCGGCUACGCGACAGUCUAUCGUUUCUUCUACUUCCAGCGCCACACGCCCCCCCCGUCGCCAAAGGAUAGCUGGGAACUGCCACAAGGGAACUAUGAUCUGGCCGAACUUCCCUGCAGAACGAGGCUUUCCCAGUUUGUCAUCCUGCCGCCGUUCCAGGGCAAGGGCAACGGUGCUCGCCUUUACAAGACCAUCUUUGAGUCGUAUCACGCACACCCCCAGACGCAUGAGUUUACGGUCGAGAAUCCAAGCGAGACUUUCGAUGAUCUUCGAGACAUCUGCGACCUGACCUUUCUCCGCACCAUCCCCGAGUUCAACGCCCUCGGCCUGGACACCUCAGUGUCGAUACCUGAAUCCGGUGCCGUGCCGCCUCUGGUCGUUGGCGGCGACGCGCUCGAGCGUAUCAGGCGCAAGGCCAAGAUAGCCCCGCGGCAAUUCGCACGCGUCGUCGAGAUGCACCUCAUGUCCAAGCUGCCGGCCUCGGUGCGGCCCACGUUGGACCUCGACGCCCUUGUUCCGGCGCCGACAAAGGCCGACAAACACCAGGAGAGGAUAUGGCAGCUGAUUGUCAAGCAACGACUGUACCGACACAACAGGGACGUGCUCUCGCAGAUCGAGCCCUCUGAGCGUAUCGAAAAGCUACGCGAGACUCUUACCAGCGUGGAGCUGGAGUACGCUCGGCUGCUGGCGGCCCAUGACCGUGCUGCGAAGCACUCGACAGCGCUGCCGCAACCUCAGGCCAACGGGAAACGGAAGUUGGACGAAACGGGGGGUGAGCCUCCCAGCAAAAAAGGGAGGACCGAGAGUGCGUAA
Messenger RNA from Hirsutella rhossiliensis, 1458 nucleotides. RefSeq names its product histone acetyltransferase type B catalytic subunit. The record is from RefSeq and is a predicted model, not a curated record. Bases 1 to 1458 code for a protein of 485 amino acids. Lineage: Eukaryota; Fungi; Ascomycota; Sordariomycetes; Hypocreales; Ophiocordycipitaceae. Gene Ontology annotation, molecular function: histone H4 acetyltransferase activity; histone binding. The transcript has 3 exons. Gene Ontology annotation, biological process: subtelomeric heterochromatin formation. Gene Ontology annotation, cellular component: nucleus.